Messenger RNA from Salvelinus namaycush (lake trout), 1439 nucleotides. RefSeq names its product immunoglobulin lambda-1 light chain-like. Lineage: Eukaryota; Metazoa; Chordata; Actinopteri; Salmoniformes; Salmonidae. The transcript is spliced from 6 exons. The record is from RefSeq and is a predicted model, not a curated record. Bases 467 to 1192 code for a protein of 241 amino acids.
CUCCCUCUGUUCCUCCCUGUCUGUCUCCUUAUAGGUGGGUCCUGCAGCCUCUCCUCUCCUCACACUCCAACCCUGCUCAUCUCUCAGCUGGACAGUAAGGGCCGUUCACACCACACACUGACAACAUGCUGGGGACAAUCUGUACUCUCAUCACUGCUCUAACAUGUAAGGAAUUUACUGUAUGUUCAAUCUGAAUCCCCAAAAUGCAAUACCAGUUUAAUAUUAAUUUAUGAUUUAAUGUCUUAAAUUGUGUGCUUAAUUCCCACAGAUGUCAGUUGCCAGAAAGCAGUGACACAGACACCUUCAGUACUGACUGUCAGUUCAAAGGAGACUGCUACUUUUCACUGUGACAUUACCAAAGGGGAAGGUUAUUAUGUGGGUCCUGCAGCCUCUCCUCUCCUCACACUCCAACCCUGCUCAUCUCUCAGCUGGACAGUAAGGGCCGUUCACACCACACACUGACAACAUGCUGGGGACACUCUGCACUCUCAUCACUGCUCUAACAUGUGUCAGUGGUGUGACUGUGGUGACACAGAAGCCUCCUGUUGUGACAGUGAAGAAAGGAGAGACGGCCACCAUGGACUGUAACCUGGGGACUGUUGAAAAUAGUGCUCGUUGGUAUAAACAGGUUCCAGGAGGAGUCCCUCACUAUGUGUUAAGGUGGUACCACACUGGUUGGAGCUCUGUAAAAUAUGGUUCUGGUUUCUCCUCUCCUAAAUUCACAUCUAAUCAUCAGUCUAAAUCAGAUUAUCGUUUGAUUAUUAAUUCUGUGGAGGAGACAGACUCAGCAGUGUAUUACUGUAAUACAUGGGACAGCUCUGUUGAAGAUGUGGUAUUCGGACAAGGAACCAAGCUCAUUGUCACUGACUCUACCCUCCCUCCGCCUGUCUUGACCAUCUUCCCUCCGUCCAGCGAUGAGUUGAAGUCCAGCAAAGUCACCCUGGUGUGUCUGGCCAGUCAGAUGGCCAUGGGCUACGCCGAUGUCAGCUGGACAGCGGGAGGGAAUCCGGUCACCGGCGGCAUCGCUACGAGUGGCCCGGUGCCGCAAGCCGACAAGACGUUCCAACUCAGCAGCUGUCUGACCGUUGACACGUCAGAAUGGAACCAGGACAAAGUGUUCUCGUGUAAAGUCACCGCGGGCUCCAAGUUCGCUGAGAAAGACAUCAAGAAGUCUGUAUGCAGCACUGAAUAGCCUGAGAACCAUUGUAAUGUCCAGUUGAUUUUCUACAUCACUUUUCAAGAUAUUGUUAAUGCAUUAGAAGUUUAACCUGCAUAUAUACAUUAUGUUCCAUAAAAGAUAAAUAGCUAAUCACACUGAUAUCAUAGGCUAUAUGAUAAGUAUACUCUGUAUAUUUGAAAUGGGUUGCUUUGCAGAUGUAUAAUAGAGGAAUAGUUAGAGCUUUGCUGUAUUGUGGAUAUUAAAUAAAGAACAUUCUAAA